AUGGCCACCAGAAGGAUUAUCUCCGGCGAAAAGACCAUUCUAGAGAAAGAUGACAAGGACUUUUCCCAGGCUGCGGGUGAAAAGAGCAAUAUCGCCCCUGCAGUCCCUGCGCAUGUGAUAUAUAAGCUCUUAGGCUUCACUUUGGCUAUGGUUGUUGGCCCUAUUGGUUCUUACUUUCUCACUUUGAACACGCUGUUCGGGGGAAACUCGACCUAUGCUGGUGCCUUAGCUGCAAUCAUGGCUAAUGUAGUUCUCAUCGGAUAUGUCAUCGUUGCGUUUCAGGAAGAUCAGACUGAGGCUGUGGAAGCAAAGGAAAAGGAGAAGAGAGAAGGGAAGAAGGGAUUAUAGUCAUGUGAUGUGUCUAUGUUUUUCACCGCACACGUUCUGGAGUAUGGUUGGGAAGCUUCGAACAAGGACUGAGGCUUGUAAAUUUAAAUAUUAAGGCAUUCGAGAUGGAUUUGCAGAGCUGAUUUGCCUACAUAUUCACUACAAUCUCCUGCCACCACGAGGCAAACAAAACGUGAGCAAUCAUAGGGAAAGUGGUAUCUGUUGUCCUUUGCCAACCAUAUCAUUCUGCAAAUGGUUGACGAAGCCCUUAUUGUGAAAAACCUUACGCCGUGGAUGCACAUCCAACCUAAUCCGCCAAUUUGUC
This is a messenger RNA of Mollisia scopiformis, 652 nucleotides long. RefSeq lists its product as uncharacterized. The record is from RefSeq and is a predicted model, not a curated record. The transcript has 3 exons. Gene Ontology annotation, biological process: vacuolar proton-transporting V-type ATPase complex assembly. The coding region runs from base 1 to 348 and encodes 115 amino acids. Gene Ontology annotation, cellular component: endoplasmic reticulum membrane. NCBI's taxonomy places the organism in Eukaryota, Fungi, Ascomycota, Leotiomycetes, Helotiales, Mollisiaceae.